AUGGCUUGGUUUGGUGGUGGACAACCUAAAACUCAUAUUCAGGAGGCUAACAAACACCUUGCAGAACUGUAUAAGAAAGUGGAAGAGCUUGAGGAACAGUUACGCAUCAAGACCUCUGAGUUACAUCAAAAGGAAGAGGACUUCACGGUGGCUAUGCAGGAGGUUCAUCAAAAACGCAAGUUGGAGCUCCAGGAAUUGAACACACUCAUUUAUCAACAGAAUUUGAAACUUCAAAGACUCGAGAGAGAAAUGUCCUCCCGUGAAUCGGAACUUACAGUUCUACGAAGACGUUGCCGCAUGUUUGAUGAAGUUCUCCGGUACAAGGCCACAUUAGGCAAGCUGACGAUCACACUGGAACAGGCUGAACAAUACGCCCGCCUAACAGCCAACGCCCGCAAUUACACGAAAGAUACUCAGAAUAGUGACGAUACUGUCAAUACGGAACCAGCUCCUCUCAUGAUACGUGAUGUUGCGGACGUUGAUGACAGUGAUGUACCCAAUGGUUAUGUUAUCAAUGGCUCCUCUUCACCCAGUAAUUCAGAACCUCGGUUGUUAAAGCUAACCGGUUUGCGGUAAACCGAGGUCAGCUGCAUUUCGACCCGUUAUCAUGAACCUUCCUUCGGUCAUCACCUCACCGUGAUUUCAAGUGUUUUUCGCGCCCUUAUUUUUCAUGUUCUUAGGCCUUGUUCUGUCUCGAUUUUACCAAGUUGUGUGAUCCGUUAGGUUGUCGCCCGUAGACUUCCCGGGAAGUCCGGUUACUUUCGUACCCUUUUCAUCUGUGAUACACAUGUAUUGGCUGUCUUUUUUACCGUUCUGCUUUUUAUUGGUAAUUUUAAGUCGUUGUUUUACUUCUUGGGACGCAAUACAAUUUCGUCACCUG
This is a messenger RNA of Opisthorchis viverrini, 880 nucleotides long. RefSeq lists its product as hypothetical. The transcript is spliced from 2 exons. Bases 1 to 576 code for a protein of 191 amino acids. Lineage: Eukaryota; Metazoa; Platyhelminthes; Trematoda; Opisthorchiida; Opisthorchiidae. The record is from RefSeq and is a predicted model, not a curated record.